Molecule: messenger RNA, 671 nt
Organism: Zingiber officinale
Lineage: Eukaryota; Viridiplantae; Streptophyta; Magnoliopsida; Zingiberales; Zingiberaceae
Product: c-Myc-binding protein homolog
Exons: 5
Coding region: 131-457 (108 amino acids)
Biological process (GO): regulation of DNA-templated transcription
Cellular component (GO): nucleus
Molecular function (GO): transcription coactivator activity
Source: RefSeq, a predicted model, not a curated record
CGGCGGAUCUGAAGGUUCUUUCCAUCUCCGUUUAAUUGUUUUCUCUAAAUCUGUUCUCUACUUCUCAUUCCCUCGGGGAAAAAAAGGUUCUCCCGGCUGGAUUCGGUGGCAGCUCGAUGCUACAAACGUCAUGGAGAGGGAAGCUAAAAAGGAAGCUUUCAGGAAGUAUUUGGAGUCGAGUGGUGUGCUGGAUGCUCUCACUAAAGUUCUUGUUGCACUUUAUGAAGAAAAGGACAAGCCUUCUUCUGCCUUAGAGUUUGUCCAACAAAAGUUAGGUGGCCCAUGGAUUUCUGAUUACAAAAAGCUACAAGCUGAGAAGUCAGAGUUGCAAAUGAAGUAUGACGAGCUGGUAGAAGCUCACAGAGAAACAUGUAGACAGCUCGAGGAGCUACAGAACUUGAAGAUGUCAACACACAAGGACUUCGCGGAUGGAGAUAAAACUAAAGAUGGAUUGUGAAGGACUACCAGGAAUUUAUUACAUGCUCGUUCUAACAAAUGCUACAAUUUGUUUGUCAGAGCUUUUUUAUGCAACAUAUCACAGGAAAUUAAAGAACUCACUAAGUGUAUAUGUAUGCAAAAUAUUGUUCAGCAGUUAUUCUUACACUUUCCUGUUUGUGAAAAGCUAUUAAUUUUGCUAGUAAUGAAUGAUACGGGCAUUCCCUUCAAUGUUA